AUGUGCCACGUACCAAAAGGAGAUAAACCUUUAAUUAUCAAGUGGACAUUUAGCGGUGGAGAUGUGAGUUCACUAAACGGUCUGAACAUCAUGAACGCGGGCGAUAGGGGUUCAGUUCUCAUAAUCCCAGCGGUGACGGCUAAACAUUCUGGCAAUUACACAUGCACCGCCUCUAACCUUGUCGCCAGUGCUAGCCACCACGCCACACUCAAUGUCAAGGUGGCACCAAUUAUAUCCCCAUUCGAGUUCGAUGAAGCCGUAUUUUACGGCGAAAGCAUACAGAUCAUGUGCCACAUUCCGAAGGGCGAUAUGCCACUGGACUUACGUUGGUCGUUUCAAGAUAAUCCUCUAAAAAAGUCUGAUGCAGUUGUUAUUACAAAAGAAUUGUCCUCACACCAAGGAAUAGCUACAAUGAAGAUUGGCGAACGAACAUCGUUGUUGACGAUAUCUAGUUCACAAGCCAGCCACAGCGGCGAAUAUUCUUGCCAUGCCGCUAACGCCGCUGGCUUGGCAGUUCAUUCGACCACAGUUAAUGUUCAUGUGUUGCCAUACAUCGUACCCUUUGAAGCUGACGAAUCGGUGUUUGCUGGAGAACCAGUUCAGCUUAACUGUCAUGUCUCCAAGGGUGACUUACCUCUCGACAUCAAAUGGCAUUUUCAUGGGUUCGAAAAUACCUCAUCGCAUCUAGAUAUUAUGACGAACAAAAUGACAUCGCGCACAUCAUUUUUGUCAAUAUCUGCGGCAACUGCUAGCCACAGUGGCAACUAUACCUGCGUAGCUACUAACAGAGCCGGUUCCACAAAUCAUUCCACUGUUCUUAAUGUUCAUGUUGUACCGCACAUUAUUCCGUUCGAAGUUGAAGAAUACAUAUUCGCUGGUGAAUCCGUGCACCUUACUUGUCAUGUAUCGAAAGGCGAUCGACCUCUUCAAAUAUCUUGGAGUUUUGAAGGCCAUGAAAUUCCUUAUCACAAUAAUAUGGGCAUAACGACUACUAAGUUAGGAGAAAAAGCUUCAGUGUUAAGUGUUCCAACUGCUAUGGGCCAACACAGCGGCAACUACACUUGCACGGCCAGUAACAGAGCCGGACGCGCAUAUCACUCUGUCCUCGUCAAUAUUCAUGGUAUUGGAUGUGUUCCCCUAGUACAAUAG
Molecule: messenger RNA, 1149 nt
Organism: Spodoptera exigua (beet armyworm)
Lineage: Eukaryota; Metazoa; Arthropoda; Insecta; Lepidoptera; Noctuidae
Source: the annotation of a GenBank genome assembly